AUGAAUUAUCAUAAUGACAAAUUCAAAGAUUACAAUUUCCAAGCUGGAAAAGAAGCAGUAAAAUAUCCAAUGACUGGAGCUCCAAAAACUUAUCUCGCAGUUGGUGUUAUUGGAUUUGUACUUAUUUUGAACCUUAUCAGGAGUGCAUUUGGAUUUGUUAAUAUCACUUAUAGAUACAUGUUUCUAUGCAUGGAUGCUAUCUUUCUGAUCUCAGCCAUGUAUAAACACAAAAUUAAAAUUAAAUCCAAUAAUUUUUUGAAUAUGUUAUUUAUUAUGACUAUUUGUUUAACAUUUUUACCAGAAUUGAUGUUAUGUCAUAGUCAAGAAGUAUUGCCUCACAGUCUAAGAACUCAAUUAGAACUUUAUAAAAAUAUGGAGGGUGAUUAUAGAUGGCUUACUGACAUGAGGUGUGCCAUGCAUGGAUAUUCGUACCCUAGUGGUGGUAUCACUCAGAUUAUUGAAUCAGGUGUCAAUGUAAUUGAUGACAAUAAAGCAGAUAUUUAUGGGUUUAUUGAAAAUAUUUUUGGCCAUCUUGAGGAUCGUAAAGUCAGAUCUCUACUUGAAGCAAAGCUCAAAGCAAUAUCAUACACCGAGGGUGCAAAAUGGACAAAGGAUGAACUCAGUACAAGUUUUGAGGUGGACGGUUCUAUCGCUGGAAUUCAUUAUGCACUUUACUCUGAUAAAAUACAAAACCAGUCAAAACGUCAGUUUUUUAUUGCAAUAGUUCAAAUUAGCAUAUCUGCUGGCCCUGGUCAUUAUUUUAUUGCAGGGUAUUUUAACGGACAAGAAGAAUGCAUCAAAAAUGCGCUAAAAUAUUUACUUUACAAAGAGGCUAAAAAUAAACUCCUUAUACAUUAA
Messenger RNA from Entrophospora sp. SA101, 858 nucleotides. The record is from the annotation of a GenBank genome assembly. NCBI's taxonomy places the organism in Eukaryota, Fungi, Glomeromycota, Glomeromycetes, Entrophosporales, Entrophosporaceae.